Colletotrichum gloeosporioides is the source of this 564-nucleotide messenger RNA. RefSeq lists its product as uncharacterized. The record is from RefSeq and is a predicted model, not a curated record. The transcript has a single exon. The coding region runs from base 1 to 564 and encodes 187 amino acids. NCBI's taxonomy places the organism in Eukaryota, Fungi, Ascomycota, Sordariomycetes, Glomerellales, Glomerellaceae.
AUGGAACAAGCAACCUCACCCCGCCAACCCACCGACACCGGUGCCGUCUGCACCCCCACCAAAUACCAGUGCCGCCAAAAUCCAGAUAGCACCUGGGGCUGGGACGUCUGCAACACCUCCAAAUGGGUGAACGGCGGCAACUGCACGCCAACAGAAACCUGCGUCUUCAACUCCCUCAACGGGUCUCCCUACUGCGUGCCCAACCCGCCCAAGAACUCCGCCAAGGAGACCGGGAAACAGUGCUUCCCCGGGAAGUACCAGUGCAAGUACGACGACUCCAAGGGCUGGAGCAUCGAAACGUGCAACAGUGCUGGCAGCUGGGGCCAUACCCUCGACUGCGCGGCCACUGAGACGUGCACUUGUAGCCCGGUAGCUGGGUAUCCUUACUGCACUCCCAAGGCGGAUAGUCGUGUUUGCGCUCCUGGGACGUAUCAAUGCAGCCAUGUUCAGAGGUGGGGCUGGGAUGUUUGCUCGACUGAGGGCAAGUGGGUGAGGGGUGGAUCUUGUGAGACUGGGAAGACGUGCUCUUUCAACGCCCUGAACGGUUCUCCUUACUGCGUCUAG